AUGCUUGCGCUUAGACUGGGACUACUACAAGAAGCAGAAAAACAGUUCCUGUCAUCUUUGAAGAAUCAUCGCUUGGUAGAGACCCAUGCUUAUCUGGCAAAGGUAUACAACCGUCUUGACCAGCCUUUGGUAGCAAAUAAGUACUAUGAGCAAGGUCUUAUGCUCUAUCACGAUGAUGUGACUCUUCUAACAGGACUCGCAAGGAACAAAGAGCUUCUCGGUGAAAUGGCGGAAUCAAACGAGUGUUACAAGAAAAUUCUUGGUGUUCAAGCGAACAAUAUUGAGGCAAUCGCUUGUAUUGCAACCAACUGUUUCUACAAUGAUAAACCUGAAAUCGCUCUUCGAUACUAUAGGAGAAUCAUGCAAAUGGGUGUGAACAACGCCGAGCUGAUGAUGAACAUUGGUCUUUGCUGCUUUGCUUGUCAACAAUUCGAUUUUGCACUGUCAUCCAUGCAGAGAGCUCACUCGACUGCGACUGAAGAAACAGCUGGAGAAAUUUGGUACAAUACAGGGCAUAUAAUGCUGGCCAUCGGAGACACACGACAAGCGAGUCGCUGCUUUAGAUUGGCGUUAGCAGCAGAUUCUGAGCAUGGAGAAGCUAUGGUCAAUCUCGGAAUCUUACGGCAAAUGGAAGGGAAACUAGAUCAAGCCCGUUCUCUUUAUCACUCAGCUAUUGCUAAGUCACCUCAUCUCUUCGAGCCACACUUCAAUCUUGCUCUUCUCUGCACUCAGGUAAGGUUCACCACUUUCUCAAGGCACGAACUGUUGGAAUGGGCAGAAACUAGCGGAGGUGAAAUGAGAAUUGGCGAGCGUUUGUCAGAAGGUCUUCAGCGCCAAUAG
This is a messenger RNA of Cylicocyclus nassatus, 840 nucleotides long. The record is from the annotation of a GenBank genome assembly. Lineage: Eukaryota; Metazoa; Nematoda; Chromadorea; Rhabditida; Strongylidae.